AUGGACAGAAUCGACAUGAGCCUUGACGACAUCAUCAAGACCAAUAAAAAGAAGCCAAAACAGGGAAACAAGGGCAACUUUACGGGAAAUAAUUCUAAUGCCAGUAACGGAAACUUAAGUUACAACAGUAAAAAUAGAACAGGACCCAUUCGCGCAAGAUCCGCAGGGAAAAAUUUGACUCGACAAAAAGCCAACCCAUAUCCGAAACCAAAAUCUACCAUUAGACCAGGAAAUCCUAACGGCGUUUGGCGUCACGAUCUUUUUCCCACCCUCCUUUCUGGUGGACAAACAAAGCAUCCCGGUCAAGCUAACGGAGGUCUUUCCAUUCAGCAACGUUUAGGUACUGGUAAACCCGCCUCAGGUAGUGGGGUUACUAGUAGGUUGUCAAUUAAAGGUGUUGCGGGUGGUAAGCAGACCGAAUUUUCCUUCAAAGGGGAAGGCGGUCCUGCCACUAUUAUCAUCAGUAAUCUAGCACCUGGAACGAGUGCUAAUGACAUCAAAACUGCGUUUAUGGAAUUUGGCGAUAUUUCGACAUUAGACAUGAAAGAAGAUAGAUUUGUGAAAGGUGCGCCCGCGAAAGCUGAGUUAACAUUUGAAAGCAAAGCAUCUGCACUUGCUGCGAUAAACAAAUACAACACAGCCCUUGUCGAUGGUCGUGUGCUCAAAGUUCAACUGAAACAACCCGGGGGCAACAUAAAUACUGGCGCUGCUUCUUACCGAAUGAGAUCUAAAUUUAACAGACCACCGACCUCAACUCCCGCUGUGCCGAGAGGAAAACUCUAUUCCGAUCAGAUUUUUACUGAUAACCAUAAGAAUCGACGUCCUUCCGGGAGCAAGGGAAAACAACCUUCUUUCAACUUUUCAUUUUAA
Messenger RNA from Acaulospora morrowiae, 870 nucleotides. The record is from the annotation of a GenBank genome assembly. NCBI's taxonomy places the organism in Eukaryota, Fungi, Glomeromycota, Glomeromycetes, Diversisporales, Acaulosporaceae.